AUGAGAUCCUAUUGUGCUAGAACCCACUGGACUGAACUGAGUGAUGCACCACCAAUUCAAGGGAUUGUCGUGACGGGCCGCUUCGAGACUGCAAGCUUUGUGAUUGCAAGCUUUGCGACUGAAGACUUUGCGACUGAAUGCUCUGAGAUUGUAGGCUUUGCGAAGGAUGUGCUGAAGGCAAACCCUGCGACUGCAGACUCUGAGAUUGUAGGCUUUGCGAAGGAUGUGCUGAAGGCAAACCCUGCGACUGAAGACUCUGAGACUGCAGGCUAUUCGAAGGAUGCCCCGAAGGAGAACCCUGCGACUGCAGACUCUGAGACUGUAGGCUUUGUGAAGGAUGUACUGAAGGCAAACCCUGCGACUGUAGACUCUGAGACUGCAGGCUUUACUCUGAGACUGCAGGCUAUUCGAAGGAUGCCCCGAAGGAGAACCCUGCGACUGCAGACUUUGGGUGUGCGCAUGGCCGGACGCUAG
Gregarina niphandrodes is the source of this 474-nucleotide messenger RNA. RefSeq lists its product as hypothetical. Bases 1 to 474 code for a protein of 157 amino acids. The record is from RefSeq and is a predicted model, not a curated record. Lineage: Eukaryota; Apicomplexa; Conoidasida; Eugregarinorida; Gregarinidae. The transcript has 3 exons.